GCUGUAGUUUCACUGUAUCGGACGUUUGGACCAGCUCUAUCCAUCUAUCUAUCUAUCUAUUGAAUAAUUAGCUAACAAAAUUAACAUUAACUUUGAUUUUUUCCCCCCCCUAUUUAAUUAACAUUGGCGCUGCGUUGACUACAACUACAUCUAUGUAGCUAACGGUCAAAAUGUCAAACUUAAGAGCCAGUGAGGACGGAGCACAGGAGAAUCCUGACUUCUCAUUAACCAAGGCAGUGGAGGAUGUCAGUCAACAUGGCUACACCCAGACUGAGGCCUUUAAAAAGAAACAGAAGACACUCAGCUCCCUGCAGGCAGCUCUUUCAGAUGUUGAGAGGAAAGGUGAGAUGGCAGAGCAGGAGCUGAGAUCUAAAGUGAGGGACAUCCUAAUGCUGGAGGGCGACAUGGAGCACCUGGAGCGUCAAAAAAAAGUCCUGCUCGAUCGCUGUGUAUCCAUCAGCAAAGACAAUACUGAACUCCAGAAUCAUAUCUGCGAGGAGGAGGAGAGCGCCCGCAUGGCACAGGCAGGGUUCAACACCUACCGAAACAAGAUGGAGGGUCACAGAGCAGCUGUUCUGCAUGCAGCGAGACAGACGGAGGCCCAUAAAGAGCUGGAGGAGAAGAGAGCGUUGGUCAGGAUGUUGAUACAGAAGAAAGAGCAGCUGAAGGAAGAUUUAGAGAAUCCAAAUGGAAACACAGUGCACAUGGCAAAGAGAGAGCUUGAUGCUCUGAAGGAGGAGAUCUCUGUGAGGAGGAAAGCCAUAGCUGUGAGGAGAGAGCAACUGCAAAAAGAGUUCAAGACUCAUACCCAGAUAAAGAAAGACAUAGAGAUCCAGAACAGGCGCUAUGAAGCCAUCAUCAAGCGCCUCCACUGCCAACUGAGCAGAGCCCAGGCUGUCCACAGGCAAAUGUCUGAAGAUAUCUACCACAUGGAGAGACAGCUGGCUGAGCUCAAGAAGCAGCAGGAGUCAUCACAGGACUCAGCGGUCAGUGGCCACUAAACUGUUGUGUCUGAAUAUGAUCUGUGA
Lates calcarifer (barramundi perch) is the source of this 1028-nucleotide messenger RNA. RefSeq names its product coiled-coil domain-containing protein 122. Bases 171 to 1001 code for a protein of 276 amino acids. The record is from RefSeq and is a predicted model, not a curated record. Lineage: Eukaryota; Metazoa; Chordata; Actinopteri; Centropomidae. The transcript has 6 exons.